Molecule: messenger RNA, 1293 nt
Organism: Gaeumannomyces tritici R3-111a-1
Lineage: Eukaryota; Fungi; Ascomycota; Sordariomycetes; Magnaporthales; Magnaporthaceae
Exons: 2
Coding region: 1-1293 (430 amino acids)
Biological process (GO): fatty acid biosynthetic process; secondary metabolite biosynthetic process
Molecular function (GO): fatty acid synthase activity
Source: RefSeq, a predicted model, not a curated record
AUGGACGGGUACUACCACCCGGACGGCAAGCGCGCGGGGGCCAUGGACGCCGACGGCGGCUACUUCCUCGACGAGGACGUGCGGGAAUUCGACAACGACGUCCUCGGGCUCAACAACCUCGAGGCGACGCACAUGGACCCGCAGCAGCGCAAGUUGCUCGAGGUGACGUACGAGUGCCUCGAAAGCGCGGGCCUCUCGAUGGAGUCCGCGGCCGGCUCCGACACGGCCGUGUACCGCCACGGGGUCCGGUGGAUGAUGUCCCGCGCCGCCCGCCACUUCAUCUUCCUCGGCCGCUCCGGCAGGGACAAGCCCGAGGCCCAGGCCCUCGUGGCCAAGCUGCGCGCCGCCGGCGCCUCGGUCGAGGUCGUACGCGGCGACGUGUGCAGCCAGGGCGACGUCGACGCCGCCGUCAACGCCUGCUCCUCCUUCAGCCGGCCCAUCGGCGGCGUGAUCCAGGCCGCCAUGGGCCUUGACGAGGCCCUCUUCUCGCGCAUGAGCCACGGGGCCUGGCACGCGGGCGUCCGGCCCAAGUGGCAGGGGUCGUGGAACCUGGACCGCUCGCUGGCACGCGGCGGCCGCGACGCCGACCUCGACUUUUUCCUCCUCACGUCCUCGGUCAGCGGCAGCGUCGGCACCGCGACCGAGAGCAACUACUGCAGCGCCAACGGCUUCCUCGACGCCUUUGCGCGGCACCGGCGGGGCCGCGGCAAGCCCGCCGUGUCGGUGGGCCUGGGCAUGAUCUCCGAGGUCGGCUACCUGCACGAGAACCCCGAGAUCGAGGCGCUACUGCUCCACAAGGGCAUCCAGCCCCUGAGCGAGGGCGAGUUCCCCCAGGUCGUCGACCUCGCCCUGGCGCCGCCCGGCGCGACCGACGACGACAACAACAACAACGCGCCGGCGCACAUCCUGACGGGCCUGGAGCCGUUCGACCUGCGCGGGCUCAUCAGGAGGGGCUUCGCCGUCGAGAGCGACACGACCCAGGACCCCCGCUGCGGCUUCCUCGCCGCCGCCCUCUUCACCGGCCAGCAGGCCAACAGCAGUAGCAACGGCUCAUCCUCCGGCAAAGGGGUAGACGGCGCUCUCGACCUCGCCACCCCGGCCUGGCUGAAGGCGCUGCCGCACUUUGGGCUCGACAGCAUGAUCGCCGCCGAGUACCGCACCUGGUUCUGGACCGUGCUCAAGGUCGACGUGCCCUUUUUGGACCUGAUGAGCCCCAAGACGCCGCUGGCCGUGCUGGCGGGAUUUGUUGGGGACAAGAUUGCUGCGACAUGGAAGAGAUUGAGUACAGUAUAA